AUGACUGCCAGCUCGCUAUCCAAUGAUACACGAUGUACAGAUAAUCUCAACAGUGGUCGAAUACCUAACACGCGGCUGAACGUCGUCGUCGUCGGUUGUGGGUUAGGUGGAUUAGCUUGCGCAUUAAGCCUUCAAAGGGCUGGGCACAACGCUGUCAUAUUAGAAGCUGCUCGUAGUAUUGGAGAAAUAGGAGCUGGAAUACAAGUCACCCCGAAUUUGUCGCGUAUUUUGAUUAGGUGGGGACUGAGGGACGAAUUAGAAAAACUGGCGGUGGUUCCCCAAGCUAUCGUGUUCCGACGUUACAAAAACGGAGAGAAAGUCGGUGGUUCAGUAUGGGGCUCAAAAAUGGAGCGCGACCACGGCUCCCCGUACUACCAUAUUCAUCGCGCCGACUUACAUCGUAUGCUUUAUAAACUCGUGGAGCAAGCUGGUGUCAAAGUUCGGCUUGCGUCUACGGUAAAAUCAAUCAACCCGUUGGCACCGUCGGUGACUCUCUUCGGCGGAGAAACGAUGCACUGCGAUCUCAUAGUAGGAGCAGAUGGAGUGAAAAGUAUGAUUCGCGAGGUGGUUGUUGGAGGCCCUGAUAGGCCUCAACCUACCGGGGACGCGGCGUAUCGCGCCAUAAUACCAGCAGAAAAGAUGAGAGGAGACCCGGAAUUGGAAGCGCUCUUGGAAAACCCCGAGAUGACGGCUUGGAUGGGCCCAGGGAGACAUAUCAUGGCCUACUGCAUCCGGGGCCGCGAAGAAUAUAACAUGGUAUUAAUCCAUCCCGACGGUCGCGACGGCUCGGCGCCGGCAGUUGAAAGCUGGACUGCGGAAGGGAGUGUCGAAGAGAUGCGUAGAGACUUCAGCGGUUGGGAGCCUAGGAUCCAGAAACUGAUAAACCUCAUCCCGUCCACGCUGAAAUGGCUACUUGCCGAUCGUCAGCCCUUAGAUAAAUGGGUCCAUGAUUCCGGAAAGGUAGUACUCUUGGGAGACUCCUGUCACCCUAUGCUGCCUUACAGGGCGCAAGGUGCGGCAAUGGCAAUUGAAGAUGCAGUUGUGUUGGGUGGAUUGUUAUCUGGAGUGCGCGGCCCAGAUGAUCUUCCCCGGCUGCUCCGAGCAUAUCAGGCCCUCCGGCUGCCAAGGACUGCUGAAACGCAGAAGUCCGCAAGACUGAAUCAGUUCAUUUUUCAUCUUCCGGACGGCCCUGAGCAGGUAGCUCGGGAUGCUGAUAUGAAAUUAGCAAUGGACUGGGAACAGGAUUUGCUGAACAGGCAGAACGGUAAGAAUGGAUCAUCAUUAAAGGAAGAGCGUUCAUGGGCAGGAAACAUGAACCAAUGGGCGGACCAAACGAAGAAUAAACUCCAGUUCGCAUACGAUGCAUUUGCGGUGGUCGAGGAAUGGUGGAAACAGAAUAGUUAA
Molecule: messenger RNA, 1404 nt
Organism: Rhizoctonia solani
Lineage: Eukaryota; Fungi; Basidiomycota; Agaricomycetes; Cantharellales; Ceratobasidiaceae
Product: FAD-binding domain protein
Exons: 10
Coding region: 1-1404 (467 amino acids)
Biological process (GO): secondary metabolite biosynthetic process
Molecular function (GO): FAD binding; monooxygenase activity
Source: RefSeq, a predicted model, not a curated record